UCUUCCAGUGGCCACGUUAUUCCGAUGGUCGCUCCCAAAUCUCGCGGUCGCUACUGGAGACAACACUUCGACGGGAGAACGGAAAGGAUGUUAGAAAAAAAGUGAUGACAUAUCGAUAAUCGCUUCCCGCCUUGCUCCGUUUCAGUGCCGAGACAGUGGCAGUGCCUCAAUGGGUGAUCAAUGAGGACCACAGUGGCUGGGGAGUGUGCUUACUUCUUACCGCAUGGGAUAUUGAAGCCUUCGAUGAGUACGAAUGACACAUGGUCUUGAACCAGCAGGUAUUGCGCAAACAACCCCCUUUCCCUCCCUCUCUCCCUCCCUCCCUCCACCCAUUUUACAUCCGUAACGCCUAAGGAGUUAGCUACACGUACGAAGUGUAAGUUUUCGACUACUUGUGUUGUGGAGCGCUGACUUGUGACUCCUUUACGGACCCUGUUAACACCUCAUGGUGCGGCGUGAUCGAUAUCUUGUUGUCAUGGAAAUAUCAAACAAUGGCUACGAACAGGGAAGUGCUGCUCAGGAAACUCACAGGAUUACUUAAGAGGAUCACCGACGCAGACGACGACUACACGGUGACAGCAGACCAACGCGCAGCGCUCAUGGAGCUGGAGUCGCUUACCUGGAACUACCCAACGCCUCAACAGGCACGGGGGUGCACCUCAUCUCUCUCCCACGGCACCAGUGAUGUCACAGAUGAAUCCGACGACGACGAUGAUGAUGAAUCGUACUAUGUGGACCUUGUUCCAUAUGACAUGACGGAACGGCUGAAGGAGGUGAACAGAGCGCUAAUUGAGGAUCCGACGCCCGCUGAGUGUGACCGAACUAUUACCAUUCGCUUCAGAGAGGUAAUCGCUGACUACCAUUCUCCGAGGGAUGACUUUCCUUCAGAUUCUGAUGAUGGCUACGGGGACUCUUCAGACAUUCUGUACGAUGCUGAGGAUGAUGACGGAGGAGAAGGCAUCACCUCCCUUACUUCUGAGAUCAAAGCGGUCCUUGGAGGAAACUUUAACGUCGUCGACCAGACGGCGUCCUUUAUCGAGGAGAAUGAGAGUCUGAACAUCGCCCCAGAAGGUCAUGCAAAACUACUUGAUGUUCCUAAGCUUCAGCUAAACGGCCAGCAGGAUGACAUCCAUGCUUUCGCAGACGAGAACCUUCCUGAACUCGUGGAAACCAGCUAUGUCCCAGAUGAGAAGCAUUUCCCAAUGAAUGCAUCCUGUCAAGAAUUCCCAGUCAGAGGCAUCAAGAGUCCAGAAAAUGAAGAAAGUCUUCCCGAGGAAUCCUAUGAUACCAAAACAGAAGACAAAGAACAGGUAGUUGAGCAAAUUGAUGUAGUUAAUGAAGGCAGUGUGUCCGUUGUGGAAGUAAGUGAGAAAGUUCACUUAGAGAAAGAGCCCAGGAGCUUCGGUGACAUUAAAGCACAUGAAGAAACAACCACUAUUUCACCAGUAAGUUUAUUCCCAGCAGACAACUGCAGUGAUGCUUUAGACUCCAUUAGCUUUAACCCUCCACCAAAAAGUGAUUUAGACUUUGCUUCUUUUGAUUACAGUGAUGAUUUUGAAGACUUUCAAGAAGAAUCGGAGGAUACAGGUAAAGAAAAGAGCCAAAUGGAGGAGUUAAUACUUCUGUCCUCCCCAAACAAAGAGUGUCCACCAAAGAUAAUGCCUGAUCCCCUUUCUGAGCCUAUCUUCACUACAGAGACAGUAGCUAUUAUGGAAGGGCUCUCGUCCUCACAAAAUACACAAAAACCAGCAAGCCUUAGAAGCAAACGAGAACCAGUUUUCCACAAAGUUCAGAGUCCCUCUAUCGAAAGGAAGAAAAAAAAAUCUAUUGAAUUAACUAAACCUAUAUCAAGUGAUACAGUUCGCACUAAGACCAAACAUACAGGUGCUAGCACGCCCGUGAUCAAACCAGCUCUCCUCUCAUCUGACAAACUUAACACCAUCAAAAACAACGAAUCCGGCCGCCAUAGGAACAGAAUAUCGACGUCCUCUUCUUCCGCUUCGUCUUCUUCCUUGUCAUCCGCAUCGUCUUCCGCGUCGUCUUCGUCGUCAUCUUCAGCAUCUUCGUACUCGAUUUCCAGAGCACGAGGCCGCAGUCGAACGUCCAUCAGUGGUCCUGUACGUCCCACAGCUCACCGUUCCUCUGACAAUGCGGGUAAAAGAUCUAACAUUGAUAGUAGCAGUGGCGGCGGCAGUCCAGCUCGACCACCCACCUCCGGUCCCCACAACAGUCUUGCUGUCGCGUCUUCAGGCCCAGCUAGGGGAAAUAGACUAUCACCUCCGGCUCGUGUGAGGAAAGCGGCUAGUGCCUCAGAUCUUCACAACAGGAUGACGGAGGAAGUAGACGAUAGAAGACAACAAAACGACAAAGUGUUCCAGGCUUGGCUUCGCCAGAAGAACAAACAAGCAGCGCAGAAUAAAAAGCAGCAACAGAAGCCAACUGGGAAGAGGACUGCGGCAGAAAUAGCGGAACGCCGCGCGCAGGCCGAGGAAGCUUUCCAGGUGUGGCUGUCAAGGAAGAGGGACCAGUUGCGCCUUGAGAAAAAGCUGCGCGGUGAGCGACGGCGCCUCGAGGACCAAAGUCGCUAUGCUCGAACCAAAAACGAGUGUGAAGUAGCAUAUAAGGAGUGGUGUCGUCGCAAGCGUGAAGAGGUGCGGACCACAACUCGUUCAGGCGGUGCCGUGCCCCGCUCACAGUCUCUAGAGCGGCCCUGGAUGCAGGAAAAGACCCGGAAACUGUACUCAGCUUACCUCAACAACCGCUAGAUCCCUGUUGGCUGCCAACAGAAACUGACUUCUCAGCAACCGUAAAAAAAAAAAGAGAGAGAGAGAGAGAGAGAGAGAGAGAGAGAGAGAGAGAGAGAGAGAGAGAG
Molecule: messenger RNA, 2872 nt
Organism: Scylla paramamosain (green mud crab)
Lineage: Eukaryota; Metazoa; Arthropoda; Malacostraca; Decapoda; Portunidae
Product: titin homolog
Exons: 7
Coding region: 492-2765 (757 amino acids)
Molecular function (GO): microtubule binding
Source: RefSeq, a predicted model, not a curated record